Messenger RNA from Debaryomyces fabryi, 876 nucleotides. Its product is annotated as alpha/beta hydrolase. The record is from RefSeq and is a predicted model, not a curated record. NCBI's taxonomy places the organism in Eukaryota, Fungi, Ascomycota, Pichiomycetes, Serinales, Debaryomycetaceae. The transcript has a single exon. The coding region runs from base 1 to 876 and encodes 291 amino acids.
AUGGCAACACGACAUCAAGUAGACUUAUAUUUAUUACCUCAUACUUCACUGUAUCCUUCAUUUAUACAUAAAAAAGAGGACUUAGAAAGUAUCCUUCUCGUGCCAAGUACAUUUACUUCAAAGAGUGAAUGGGACCUUGUAUUGCCAUUCCUUUUAGCUAAGGGCAAAUAUCACUUGGUUAUCCCAGAUUUCUCAUGUUAUGGAGAAAGUGUAUCAGCCGAUGUAGCGGCUGGUAGAACUCGACAGUUGUUUUCCAUACGAGAAUCUUCGGCUCUCUUGGCUCAUCUCAUACGUAAAGUUGCCAUCAAUGGAAAGGCAAAAAUUGUUGGUCUAAGCUUGGGAGCUAUCAUUGCUAUUAGUGUGGCGUCUUUAUAUCCUGACGUUGUGAACGACGCGGUGUUUGUAUCGGGAUAUGAAGUCUAUCCGAACCUAGACCCAGCUGGAAUAGCGCCCUAUGGGUUAUGGGCGAUAAAUAAGAUUGAAAGACUCGUUCCCACCAGUUUAAUUAGAUGGGCUAUGGAUGGUGCUGAUGUACAACAGGAGCUGCGAUCUGGUACUAACGGUAGUAGUAUAGCUGUAUGCAGAGAGAUAAUUCGUUGUCUAUCUGGUGUGGAUUCCUGGCCGCCGAUACCGUGGCCGUCACGUACAAUGGUUGUAGCUGCAGGAAAAAAAAACUGGUUUCUUCCUUCCGCAGACCAUCCCGAAGAUGCGAAAAAGUUGGCGGAUAUUGGAAAGGUCAUGAACGAUAAAACUGUUGCCGUGGUCCAUCCUCUUAUGAGGCAUCCCUGGAAUAGGCAAGCACCUGAAUAUUUUGCUGAGGCGAUUUGGACAUGGUUUGAGAAGGGGAAAGUAGAGGAAGGAUUUCAUCAUUUGUGA